AUGUCAAUGAAGGAGGAAACAACAGAAAGAGACAAGAGGUGCGCACAAAGUCAAAGUGAUCAGUCCCCUGAAGAUGAGGAUCGUAUUAGUCGGCUUCCAACUGAGCUCCUGGUUCAUAUUCUAUCUUUUCUGAACCUGAAAGAAGCUGCUAGAACCGGUGUGGUAUCGAAAUGUUGGUUGGGACUUUGGACGUUGGCUGAUGUUCCAUUGGAUUUUGAUGGGAGGAGGAGGAGGAUCAAUAUUCCUAGAAAUCCGAUUCCUCCACUUGUGGAAUGGGUGAAUAAGGUGGUCCGAUCAUACCAAGCCACGGCGAUUGACGUGUUUAGGAUUUGUUUUGAAUUGGACAAAUACUCUCAAGCUGAUAUCGAUGAAUGGCUCGAGUAUGCAUUCGGCAGGAGGGUUCUAAGUCUGGAGUUGAACUUUUUACGAGAUGGCCUCGCAUAUUAUCAUAUCGCAGGCGCUUAUCGUUUCCCUUGUAUUAGGAUCAUUGAUGAUGAGGAGGAGGAAAGUGUCAAGGUGUCCGCAGAAACUGUUGAUUUAUUAAUUAACAGAUUCCAUUCCCUUGAACAUCUGGCAUUAUACAACUCAUGGUCACGAGAUUUGUCAAGUCUACUGGUUUGCGGGUCAUCAUCUCUAAAAUCUCUCGAGUUAAUCGCUUGUGAAAGUUUAAAUUCCAUCAUCCUGCGUGAUACAUGUCUUGUCUCACUUAAAUUUGAUCGUUUGGAGUUCUUGGUACUUGAGAAUUUCCCGUUACUUGUCGAUGUAUGGGCUGUCGGGUGGAAGCUUGACCUAAUAAUUCCACAGCUUACCGCCCUCCAAUCAAGCUUGGAGGUUCUUACCUUAGGACAUAGCUAUUUUAGUGUUACAGCUCGACAGUCGUCACCCAACUUGGAGAAGUUUGUUCUCAAGUGGAAGUGGGAUGAAUAUAGUAGGAGCAAAAGAAAAUUUGAGAAGGUUUCAGGUCUCCCUCUUCGCCGACUUAAAGUUGUCGAGAUUCACGGAUAUACUGGGCGGAGAGCAGAUGAUGAAGUUGUCAUGUACAUUGUAGAGAACAGCAGUAGUGCUCUACAAAGAUUGGUCCUUGACCCUCAUUGUCGGCCGAUGGACUUCUUCCCCCUCCGAGGCAAACACGCGAUGGUGAACAUGGCCAAAAUUCGCGCUGAGAAGCUAUCUAAAGGAAUUCGUGCCCGCAAGCUACUUGAUCAGGGAUUGCCUACUUCAUCUGUUGAAUUAGUUAUUCUUUAG
Oldenlandia corymbosa var. corymbosa is the source of this 1245-nucleotide messenger RNA. NCBI's taxonomy places the organism in Eukaryota, Viridiplantae, Streptophyta, Magnoliopsida, Gentianales, Rubiaceae. The record is from the annotation of a GenBank genome assembly.